GCCCCGGAGCCGGGCAGUGGCGGGCCGCACGGGGGCGAUGCCGCCGGCCGGGCGGCUCGGGGUCGCCGCGGCGCUCUGGCUGCUGCUGGCGGCGCGGACGGCGACGGCCAUCGAGCCCAUCAGCGUGGGCCUGGCCAUCGGGGUGGCGUCGCUCACCGGCGUCCUGCUCAACCGGGAUCUGUACUGCCGCUUCGCCGAGUGCUGCCGGGAGGAGCGGCCGCUCAACGCGUCGGCGCUCAAGCAGGACUUGGAGGAGAAGCUGUUCGGGCAGCACCUGGCCACGGAGGUGAUCCUCAAGGCGCUGACCGGCUUCAAGAACAACAAGAACCCCAAGAAGCCACUGACUCUGUCCUUGCACGGCUGGGCCGGCACCGGCAAGAAUUAUGUCAGCCAGAUCGUGGCCGAAAACCUUCACCCCAAAGGCCUCAAGAGUCGCUUCGUCCACCUGUUUUUGCCCACUCUGCAUUUCCCUCAUGAGCAACAGAUAAAACUGUACCAGGAGCAGCUGCAGAAGUGGAUCCGUGGCAACGUGAGCGCCUGUGCCAGCUCCGUGUUCAUCUUCGACGAGAUGGACAAGCUGCACCCCGGGGUGAUCGACGCCAUCAAGCCCUUCCUGGACUACUACGAGCUGGUGGACGGCGUGUCCUACCGGAAGGCCAUCUUCAUCUUCCUCAGCAACGCGGGGGGUGACCUCAUCACCAAGGCCUCCCUGGACCACUGGCGGGCGGGCAGGAAGCGAGAGGACAUCCAGCUCAAGGACCUGGAAGCCGCGCUGUCUGUCGGGGCCUUCAACAAUAAGCACAGUGGGCUGUGGCGCAGUGGCCUCAUCGACCGCAACCUCAUCGACUACUUCAUCCCCUUCCUGCCCCUGGAGUACCGGCACGUGAAGAUGUGCGUGAGGGCCGAGAUGCGGGCCCGCGGCGUCGCUGUGGACGAGGCCGUCGUCACGCAGGUGGCCGACGAAAUGACCUUUUUCCCCAGAGAAGAGAAAAUCUACUCGGACAAGGGCUGCAAGACGGUCCAGGCGCGGCUGGAUUUCCACUAGCAACUCCUGGCCACCGCCUGACGCACUCUGCAGUCUGGGGUUGCGCGUUUGCACCGGGGGCCGGAAGCUGCCCGUUAUUUCCCAAGCUGGGGCGUGCCCGACUCCGUUCCAAGUGCCUUGCACAUGCGGGGGGAGGGGGCCCAGCACCGAGCCCGACCCCCAGCGUGGGACUCCAGGCCCUGCAGCCAUCUGGGCGUUUGAGACUCAAAGCUCUGCGAGGAGCGCGCGGUGAUGAGAAGGAUCUCAGCCCAGAUUGGCCGCCCUUGCCCAGAUGGGGGGCACAGGGGGGUGGCCACCCCGGGGGCUGUCACAGCCCAACCUCUGCCUGCCGUCCAGUGGCGCUCUGCUCACAGGACCAGAGCCAGCCCCUCUGCGCCCACAUUUCCUCUGGAACUUGACAGUCACUACGAGGGGUCCCCAGCCAGGCGGGGCCCUGCCCUCCGCUCCGGGCAGCCGAGGGCCUGGCCCCCAGGGGGCUGC
Sorex fumeus (smoky shrew) is the source of this 1525-nucleotide messenger RNA. It is a transcript of the gene TOR1B, whose product is annotated as torsin family 1 member B. NCBI's taxonomy places the organism in Eukaryota, Metazoa, Chordata, Mammalia, Eulipotyphla, Soricidae. The record is from RefSeq and is a predicted model, not a curated record. Gene Ontology annotation, biological process: protein localization to nucleus; nuclear membrane organization. Gene Ontology annotation, molecular function: kinesin binding; ATP binding; ATP hydrolysis activity. Bases 38 to 1045 code for a protein of 335 amino acids. Gene Ontology annotation, cellular component: endoplasmic reticulum; nuclear envelope; endoplasmic reticulum lumen. The transcript has 5 exons.